CGCAGCUAUGCACAAGCGCGAAGGGACGAGUGGCAACAAAGUCAUCAGCCCUAGGCCAUGACCUCGUACAAUGCCUAACUGCAUUCAAUUCUCUCUAGUUGUGCAUCUCCCCUCGAUCUCUUCUUUUCUCCCCGUCUUGUUGUUCCUGGUCAGCCUUUUCUUCAUCGUUCAGCGUACUAUCCGAAGUCCGAAGGUUGAAGAAGGCCCUGUUAUUAUUGCAGCACCGAUAUCACCAAUAAAGACGCCAAUUAAACAAGAAGAGGGUCCAAACGUCGCUGCACUAGUGCUACCCACGGAGAUGAGCCACUAUACGUCGCAUGGAGCGUCUGAAGAGUUGAAAGGGCUUUGGAACAAUGGCGAUGGCGUCUCCCAUUUGCUACUGAGCCGCACCUCGAGCUCCGAUGAUUCUAGUACCAGCGAUCAGACAGAGGAUGUGGCAGGUUCCUCAUCUGCAGUCGAUCCCCAUACCGAUCUUUCGCGUUAUCCCGAAACCGUACCUUCCCGACGACGAUUCACACUAUCUAUUCUUCAACCUAUGGAGCGAUCCAUAUUCUCCGGGGAUGUGUGGAAAGAUCACACUUUCUCCCCGUAUGAGUCGCCUACCCGGCAUGGCCCUCCCGCUGCUAUCACAUCACACGAUCUAGUCAAGAUAGAUGCCUCUGAGGAUUGGCAAGUUUUGGCAUAGACGGCCAUAACAUUUCGAGGUAAUAAUCUUCCAUGAGGCAUGAAGAGACAUGAGACGCAGAUUCCUCAUAGUCUUCUCAUGGACCUAUCACCCAGUAUUCAUCUGCAUCAGCGCUUCAUCAGAAAGUAUUGGUUUCAAACCAUAUACCAGAGGAAUUGACAUUAUUUUGGUUGGCUACAUACGCUUUAUGGUAUAAUUCACGCGAUUUGGAGGUCAUUCAAGACCAAGAACUUCUGCGUGCCAAGUUCAAACAUUGUUCAUAGAAUGUGUAUAUAGGUCCAGUACUAGAGAUGAGGGUGAUUAAUUGGAUGAAGUAAUGGAGAUAGAAACUAAGUUCGAGGAAAAGAGAGUUGACUUGAGAGGGGGAGAUGCAGCGAAAAAUUGUCCUAAAGAGAUCCCAAUGUCACUCCGACGGAAAGGGAAAAAUUACCAGAUUGACCACGGCCUAAUGCAAUAAAUAUUCUGCGAUGAUCAUCUCAUAGCAACGAUUUCCAACCCGCCUCUUUGCAUUUCUUAACGAGUUUCUUAACCUCCUGCGACCGCGCGCGCGUGGUCACAAGUAAGGUGUCGGGCAUGUCGACAAUGACAAGAUCGUCUACACCAAGGCAGGCCACAAGACGCCCCGACCCAGGCACGACAAUUCCACCAGCAACCUGCUCCGUGAGAACAAGCGAACUGUCGCCCAAGAUGCGAGGCUGGUUGG
Messenger RNA from Heterobasidion irregulare TC 32-1, 1388 nucleotides. RefSeq lists its product as uncharacterized. The record is from RefSeq and is a predicted model, not a curated record. Lineage: Eukaryota; Fungi; Basidiomycota; Agaricomycetes; Russulales; Bondarzewiaceae. The transcript has 4 exons. The coding region runs from base 71 to 685 and encodes 204 amino acids.